Molecule: messenger RNA, 2011 nt
Organism: Exaiptasia diaphana
Lineage: Eukaryota; Metazoa; Cnidaria; Anthozoa; Actiniaria; Aiptasiidae
Product: transient receptor potential cation channel subfamily A member 1
Molecular function (GO): protein binding
Source: RefSeq, a predicted model, not a curated record
ACCAUAAGAUUGGGAUCCGACUAAAAAGCCUUUCUACUUCGUUCUUAGGCUGACUUAUCACUCAACUGGACAGAAACAGAUGUCGAAAAAGCAUCUUGUCAUCGAGGAAGGGCCCAAUGGCUCYGUUGCAAUGUCUGAAAUUUCUAAUGGGACCGAGCAAGUCGAGCUGGGCCACACUAAUCUAGCCGGCAUGGAUACCCCACAACGGCGAAGGAAACUCACCUCGAUAUCGAUGAAUAGCAGUGAAGGUAGUGAGGCUGAAGUCGCGGGUGAAGAGUCUGGAGACGACAGUGAUAAGAUAACGCCCAAGCGAAGCAAAGCACAGCAACUUAAAGACGCAAUUAUGUCUGGAGACAUUAGUGAAGUGGAGAAUUUAUUAAACCAAAAGAUUGAUGUCAAUCUAAGUGAUGGCUUUGGGCGUUCUCCUUUACAUAACGCCGUUCUGAAAGGCAUUCCUUCCAUUGUCGAUAUUCUUCUGAAAAGCGGAGCAGAUGUCAACAAGAAGGACGACCGAGAAGACUCAGCCGUCCAUUAUGCAGCACGAGUUGGUAAUCCACAAGUCUUGACGCUCAUUCUGUCAAACCCCGAAUGUGAUGUGAAUCUAAAGGGGAGUAGUUUAAACAGUCCUCUGCACAUUGCAGCAAGUCUCAAUAAACCGGAUCUUUGUCAGAUACUGUUAGAGUAUCAUGCCAAUCCAAAUAGCCAGGAAGAGAAUGGCAAAUCCCCACUUGGCCGAGCGGUUGAGAGUGGAGCAGCGAAUUCAGCCAAGUAUCUGUUUGAACAUAUGAAAGGUCUUGGUAUACCAUCUGAUACGAUAUUGUACAAUCAAGAUUUCGAUGGCACGACUCUUCUUCAUUUAGCUGUGGACAGUGGUUUCUCGCAGGUUGUUGAGCUGUGCCUGGAAAAUGGAGCUUUAAUAAGACAACCAAGGAGAAUCGACAGAACAACAGCAUUUCAUAUGGCGUGCGAACAAGGCUCUACGGCCAUCGUACAACUACUGGUUCAAUACGAUCCGAAGAUUUCCAAGAUUCUCCUUGUAAAUGCUGAAGGAAUUACACCACUACAUCAAGCAGCCUUGAGUAACAGUCAUGGGAUUGCUGAAAUUCUUAUUAAUAACGGUGCUGAUGUCAACGCUCGUACAAAUGAAAACAGAACUCCUCUGAUGUUCGCUGCAAAGCGUGGCGGUGUUGAUACCGUGAGACUUUUGCUGGAAAAAGGCGCCGAUCCAACACUAAAAGACAUUGAUGGUAGAACAGCAGUCUACGAUGCUAUAGGCUAUCCAAUGACAGCGGAAGUUAUACUGGAGGAUCCCAAACUUGAUCCAAUGUUAACAGAAAAGGAUCUCACUGGUUUUUCAGUGGCUCAUUACGCAGCAAAAAGCGGGGAUGCUAAGAGUAUGUCGCUGUUUCUUGAGCACAACAAGGCAGUUGGAAGUACAGUGUCUGAUCAGCUUGAUACGCCAUUACAUGUCGCAGCAAAGUAUGGAACUCACGAGGUUGUACGAGUAAUCCUAGAAAAGCAAGGUGGAAAAAUUAUCAAUGCUCAAAACAGUCGGAACAGAACAGCGCUGCAUCUUGCUUGCAGUGGUGGGCACUAUAAGGCGGCCAUUUUGCUUCUAGAUAAAGGUGCCACCAUUGAAAGAGAUCAAAAUAACCGGACGGCAUUACACGAGGCAGCGCAGAACGGCGCCAAGAAAGUGGUGGAGAAGGUGAUCUCCAAGCAUUCACAUUGCUUGAAUUACGUCGAUGAUGACAAGAACACAGCACUCCACUUGGCUGUAAAAAAUUGUCGUUCCGAAAUUAUCCAUCUGUUGUUGUCUUUACGGAAGCAAGAGAUACUGAAAAAUACAUCUAACCAGACCAUCCUGGACCUGGCCGUACAGUUGGAUGAUUCAGCAGGCGCUAUGGCCAUUGCUCAACAUGAUAGGUGGAGAGAAAUCUUGGAAUCAUGUACACAUGGCGUUACAAACAUGAUGAAAAAACUGUGUGUAAAAAUGCCUGAUGUUACUGAG